This is a messenger RNA of Lacerta agilis (Sand lizard), 1445 nucleotides long. It is a transcript of the gene CTDSP2, whose product is annotated as CTD small phosphatase 2. Lineage: Eukaryota; Metazoa; Chordata; Lepidosauria; Squamata; Lacertidae. Gene Ontology annotation, molecular function: RNA polymerase II CTD heptapeptide repeat phosphatase activity. Bases 70 to 885 code for a protein of 271 amino acids. The transcript has 8 exons. The record is from RefSeq and is a predicted model, not a curated record.
CCUCCUCCUUCCUCCUCCUCCUCCUCCUCCUCCCAACCGAAGGAUCCCCAGGGUCUGUGGGAUUGUUAGAUGGAAAGCCGGUCCAUCAUCACCCAAGUGCAGAGGGACGAAGCCUUGGUGCUUUCGAAACAAGUCUUGGUGUCCAAAUCCUCCCCGAAGAAGCCUCGUGGCCGGAACAUCUUCAAGGCUUUCUUCUGUUGCCUUCGCGCACAGAAUGUCGGGCAGUCGGGCUUUGGUGGGGAUCAUGGCCCACACAAGGAGGAGACCAGCACCAUUGCCAAGUCUGAUCUGUUGCAGUGUCUUCAAUACCAGUUUUACCAGAUUCCUGGGACGUGCCUUCUCCCUGAGGUGACUCAGCAAGACCAGGGCCGAAUCUGUGUGGUGAUUGAUCUGGACGAGACCUUAGUGCACAGCUCCUUCAAGCCAAUCAACAAUGCUGACUUCAUAGUGCCUGUUGAAAUAGAGGGGACAACCCACCAGGUGUACGUGCUGAAGAGGCCAUUUGUCGAUGAAUUCCUGAGGCGGAUGGGGCAGCUGUUUGAGUGUGUGCUCUUCACUGCCAGCCUGGCGAAGUAUGCUGACCCCGUAACCGACCUGCUAGACAAGUGUGGAGUCUUCCGAGCCCGCCUCUUCCGAGAGUCAUGCGUGUUCCACCAGGGCUGUUACGUUAAGGACCUCAGCCGUUUGGGGCGCGAUCUGCGCAAAACUUUGAUACUGGACAAUUCUCCUGCCUCCUACAUCUUCCAUCCAGAGAAUGCGGUGCCAGUCCAGUCCUGGUUUGAUGACAUGGCCGACACCGAGCUGCUAAACCUCAUCCCCAUCUUUGAGGAGCUGAGCGAAGCGGAGGAUGUCUACACCAGCCUUGGCCAGCUGAGGGCGCCCUAAGGCCUUUCCUAUGCCCACAGAGGAACUUUUUUUCACUCAGUGCCUUCAGUACUGGCCUGGAGGGGAAGGGGGAGCCGCGGGGGUGGUUCUCCGCAACCCCACCGCAAGGCAGAUGCAAGCUCUUUGGAGGCAAUAAUCUGAACGGCCGCCCGCCGGGCAGCGCCAGAGCAGUUUCCAACCAGGGUAUGGCGGGAUCCCAGAGCCUCUGGCCUUUCCUCCAGAAGCAGGGUCACCCAAGACCCCGUCCCCAACAGCGCUCGUAUCUAUGCACUGCGAGGAUACAGGGAGCAUCGUGAAGACGCACUGUUUCUCCAGGGCUCGGCUUCCUCCAUUCGCUGCAGGGUGGUUGGUUCUGGGUACGGUUUGCGCAGUGUGAGCUGCCGGUUCCUCCUCCUGCCUCCCCUCCCCUCUCCUCCUCUAAAGCAAUGCCAAAUGAUUUGGCUGACCCUUUUUUUUUUCUUUUGUUAUUAAAAAAAGCUAUAUGCCUCCUCGCUCCCUUUUAGAUGCUCCUGAGAGUGCUGCUUACCCAGGACCUGGGGCACAGCCAUGGGGCCUAGCAG